Molecule: messenger RNA, 4189 nt
Organism: Thlaspi arvense
Lineage: Eukaryota; Viridiplantae; Streptophyta; Magnoliopsida; Brassicales; Brassicaceae
Source: the annotation of a GenBank genome assembly
GAGCCUGAGCCUGAGCCUGUCAAAUUUGCUCCUUCAUGUCCUCGGCUCUUAUUACGUUUUUGUUUUUGGGAUCAUGAAGCCAAACGCACCGUUUAGCUUUUUUUCCUAAACGACACUGGACUGUUCGAAUGAAAAAUAUGCUCUUUUCAAGUUCAGUAACGGUUCGAUCUGGGGUCGCAAACUCAACUUCGAUCUACUGAAAUCAAUCUCGAUGAAAUAUAUUUAUUGAAAUCUAUUGACUUUUGAGUUUCGUCUCAUCAGAGAAUCGAUCCCAAGUGAUGACAGUUUCGUUCUCCCUGAUGCUCAGAAUCUCGGAUCUUUCGACUUCUUCUCGAUACGUGCCAGUGACAAGAUUAUGGCUUCAGCUGCGGUGUUUCUGUUCAUCUUCUCCGUCAUCAUCAUCACCAUCACCAUCGUCUUCUUCUUCGCUUUCUGUGCCUAGCGAUGAUCAUAUCGUCCGUCUAAUUCUAGACCAGAGAUCAGCUUCAGGAGCUCUUGAAACGUUUCAAUGGGCGUCGAAUUUCCCUGGGUUUAUCCAUUCUCGUUCCACUUACCGUGCUCUGUUUCACAAGCUCUGCGCUUUCCGCCGUUUCGAAACUGUAUACCAACUGCUCGAUGAAAUGCCUGAAUCGAUUGGUUUGCCUCCGGAUGAUGCUAUCUUCGUAACCAUCGUACGAGGACUCGGGCGCGCUAAAUCGACCAAACGCGUGAUCAGUGUCGUUGAUCUGGUUUCGAGAUUCGGGAUCAAACCAUCUCUGAAGGUUUUCAAUUCGAUUCUUGAUGUUCUGGUGAAGGAAGACAUUGACAUAGCCAGAGAGUUUUUCAGGAGGAAGAUGAUGGCUAGUGGGAUCCAAGGUGAUGAGUACACAUAUGGGAUUCUGAUGAAAGGUCUUUGCUUGACGAAUAGGAUCGGCGAUGGUUUCAAGCUACUUCAGUUCAUGAAGACACGUGGCGUGACUCCAAACACUGUGAUAUACAACACCUUGCUUCAUGCUCUUUGCAAGAACGAGAAAGUUGGGAGAGCAAGGAGUUUGAUGAGUGAGAUGAAGGAACCCAAUGAUGUGACUUUCAACAUCUUGAUAUCUGCUUACUGCAACGAGCAGAAGCUGGUUCAGUCGAUGGUGCUGCUUGAGAAAUGCUUCGGUUUGGGACUUGUUCCCGAUGUCGUCACGGUGACUAAGGUGAUGGAUGUGCUCUGCAACGAAGGCCGUGUAUCCGAGGCGCUCGAGGUUCUAGAGAGAGCGGAAAGCAGAGGAGGUAAAGUCGAUGUUGUGGCCUGUAACACCUUGGUGAAAGGGUAUUGUGCGCUAGGGAAAGUGAGAGUUGCGCAACGCUUCUUCAAAGAGAUGGAGAGAAAGGGACACUUGCCUAAUGUGGAAACAUACAAUUUGUUGAUCGCUGGGUUUUGUGAUGUUGGAAUGUUGGAUUCAGCUCUUGACACUCUCAACGAUAUGAAAACAGAUGCGGUUCGAUGGAACUUCGCUACAUUUAACACUUUGAUCAGAGGAUUAUCAGUAGGAGGAAGGGUUGAAGAUGGUUUAAAGAUAUUGGAACUGAUGGAGGACAGCGAGAACAUUCAUGGAGGCAGAAUCGAUCCGUACAACAGUGUUAUCUAUGGCUUUUACAAGGAAAACCGUUGGGAGGAAGCUCUGGAAUUUCUGCUAAAGAUGGAGAAACUGUUCCCAAGGGCUGUUGAGAGAAGCUUCAAGCUGAUAAAUUUAUGCGAGAAAGGCGUCGUGGAUGAUGUAAAGAUAGCGUAUGAACAAAUGGUUGAUGAAGGAGGAGUUCCUAAUGUUAUAGUGUCACAUUGCCUGAUUCAUAGAUAUUGCCAAGAAGGCUACAUGGAAGAAGCACUUGAGCUUAUAAACAACAUGGUGACCAGAGGCUGUUUGCCUCAGUCAGCAACAUUCAACGCUGUGAUUAUCGGUUUCUGUAAGCAAGAUAGAGUCAUGAGUGGCAUCAAGUUUGUGGAAGACAUGGCUGAAAGAGGCUGCGUACCUGAUGGAGAAAGCUACAAUCCGUUGCUCCAAGAAUUGUGCGUGAAAGGUGAUUUUGAGAAGGCUUGGGUGCUUUUCUCACGAAUGGUGGCGAAGAGUAUUGUCCCUGAUUCGUCUCAUUGGAGUUCACUGAUGUUUUGUCUCAGCCAGAAACCCGAGAUCCACUUGAACACCUUGUUGCAGGACAUUAUCGAAAGCUAAAGCUUUUUGGGCUCGAAGUUGGGGUGUUGAUAGUGCAUCUGCAGCAAAUACGAAGAAGGCUCUUAGCAGAAAGAUAAUUAAAAGAUGGUUCUUUUGCGUCUUUCGAAAAUCUGUUAAAAGCAAAGAGCUUUUGGAGAAAAAAGAGAUACCUAAAACAGAGCCAAAACCCAAAACAUUACAAACACCAAGAGAAAAGGGCAAAAUGGAGAAUGGGACAACGUUAAAAUGGGAAAAUGUUUGAAGCACACCCAUCAAUAAAAAAAGGACAAGAGGAGCAAAAAGUGGAGAGAGUCUUAACCACAACGCAAUCUGAGUGCCAUUCCUCUCUCUCUCUUUGUUCGAGAAAUUAAAGAAAAGGGAUCUCUUUUAUUCAAAGAUCCAACCUUUGACAAUCAAAGACCACAGAAGGAUCAAGCGUUGGAAUUCAGACAGGGAAAACGAGAUAAUGUCGUGUUCAUCCUCAUCUGGAUCAGAUGAAGAGGAUGAGGGUUUCGACGCUUACCGUAAAGGUGGAUAUCACGCCGUUAGAAUCGGCGACCAGUUUUCCGGUGGCCGUUACAUCGCUCAGAGAAAGCUUGGUUGGGGUCAAUUCUCCACCGUUUGGCUUGCCUAUGAUACUCGAACCUCUACUUAUGUUGCUUUGAAGAUUCAGAAGAGCGCCCAACAGUUUGCUCAAGCUGCACUUCACGAGAUCGAACUUCUUCAGGCUGCUGCUGAUGGAGAUCCAGCAAAUACCAAGUGUGUUGUUCGUCUUAUCGAUGAAUUCAAGCACACAGGUCCCAACGGGCAGCAUUUAUGCAUGGUGCUCGAGUUUCUUGGCGAUAGCUUGCUCCGUUUGAUCAGAUACAACCGUUACAAAGGGAUGGAGCUGAACAAAGUGCGGGAGAUAUGCAAAUGUAUACUGACCGGUCUAGAUUAUCUGCAUCGUGAACUCGGUAUGAUUCACUCCGACUUAAAGCCCGAAAACAUUCUUCUUUGCUCCAGCAUUGACCCUGCCAAGGAUCCCAUCAGAUCCAAACUAACACCGAUACUAGAAAAGCCCGAGGGAAACCAAAACGGUGCAGCAACCAUGAAUGUGAUUGAGAAGAAGUUAAAGAGGAGAGCAAGAAGAGCGGUUGCUAAAAUCUCAGGAAGAAGGGUUUCCAUAGUAGGUUUAAGUGAAACACCGACAAAGACCAAGAGGAAUUUGGAUGGGAUUGAUAUGAGAUGCAAAGUCGUAGACUUUGGGAACGCUUGUUGGUAUGAUAACAAGUUUGCAGAAGAGAUUCAAACAAGACAGUACAGAGCUCCCGAAGUAAUACUUCAGUCUGGCUACGCUUUCUCUGUCGAUAUGUGGUCUUUCGCUUGCACCGCCUUUGAGCUCGCCACAGGUGAUAUGCUCUUCGCUCCAAAAGAUGGAAAUGGUUAUGGAGAAGACGAGGACCAUCUUGCUCUUAUGAUGGAACUCUUAGGGAAAAUGCCUCGAAAGAUUGCCAUUGGAGGAGCGAGAUCAAAGGAUUACUUUGACAGACACGGCGACUUGAAGAGGAUCCGGAGAUUGAAAUAUUGGCCACUCGACCGUUUACUGACCGAUAAAUACAAGAUUCCUCAAGAAGAAGCACGAGAGUUUGCGGAUUUUCUCUGCCCGAUUCUUGAUUUUGCACCUGAGAAGCGACCUACUGCUCAACAGUGCCUUCAACAUCCAUGGCUGAAUCUCAGGACACAGGACAAUGAAGAUCAUAUAGAAGGUCAGAUGAGUAAGUUGCAGAUUAAAAAUUGAAGAAUUGGAGUUUUGUUUUUUCGGCUUACAAGUGAUAUAGAACUUGUCUUUUUUUUUUCUCUCACAUUCUUUGGUUCGUUUCAAUUUGAAUAAUUUUGAUUGACUUUAUUUGUUUGUUCAUCUAUUCUUUUUUACCAAAUAUUGGGGCGAUAUGAUCAAUGUGACCAACCAUUGAUUUCAUGAGUAUAAUAUAAUAUAUUGCGAUUUAAUGAGUGAAUUGUGUUCAGUUGAG